ACAAGUGAGCUUCGCGUUCCCAUCUCCCGAGUUGUUUUCUGUCGAACGCUCUCGAUGGACGGCAGUGAAAGCGCCGGGGCGCGCGCUAGCACCUCCACGAGACUUGACAAGAUCUGCACUUUCUGCGACAAGGCUUUUUCAACUGCAAGCAAUUUAAAAAGGCAUAUAAAAAAUGUCCAUAGAGAAGAGGCCUUGGCAACAGCAAAAACAAAGGAGUGCGGUGAAGGAAGGACUAUCGCGUGCGACUUGUGUCCAAAGUUUUUUUUGAAGCUUCUAGAUCUUCGGCAGCACCAUGUUCACGAACAUGGAUUUAAAGAAGAAGUACAAAACUUCACGUUUGACUCGUAUAAAGGUCUGCAGUCAUGGAGACUGGUGGACUGCUGCAAUCAACGACACCAGCUAUUGCAACUAGAUCCUGGCUGUUGUGUUGUGAAGGACCGGACAUGGCAGAGCGGCUCGGCAUUCCCGUUCUCACAUGGAAUCAGCCGAAUUUUAUAUGUAUAAAUGCCUCGUACUGUUCACUCUGGACCAAAUAAAUGUUUUUU
Rhipicephalus microplus (southern cattle tick) is the source of this 545-nucleotide messenger RNA. RefSeq lists its product as uncharacterized. Lineage: Eukaryota; Metazoa; Arthropoda; Arachnida; Ixodida; Ixodidae. The record is from RefSeq and is a predicted model, not a curated record.